UACAUUUUAUUAACUAUCGUGUUGCCUAGUAAAUUAUAAGCAAAAAUAAUUUUGUAAAAAAAUCUUAAUUUCGAACUCAAUAUAUUUUCUAGAAUUUUGACAGUAUUAUUAUAACGGCAUAAUGUCUUCUAUAAGUGAGUCCGGUACACACUGGUAUUUCGCAAGUGAUGAACAGGAACCAUUCUCAGUACUACCUCUAAGAGAGUGUACACCAAAUCAAAUACAAGCGAAACUGGAAUUUUUAGAAAAAAGUAUUUUGUUACUUAGAUGCGAAUGCGAAGUAAUAGAAUUAAAUUCCAUAAAAGCACAACCCGAGCUGGCCGCUACAAACACAAUUGACGUAUCGUGGAUGCCCAAUGCUGAAGAACAUCGUGGAGCUGUAAUCGUUCCUAAAGUUGCAAGAUUAUCGAGAGAUAAGAUUCGUCAGUCUGUGAUUUUAAAGAAAUCGAAUAAGUCUGUUAUUGGCAGCAUGUAUAGUGUUGUUAGUAAGGCGAUUAAAAUGAAUAAGAUAUCAAUACACCAAGUGAUUGCCGAGGUAGAGAAAGCCUUAACAAUUUUGGAUGGAUAUUUUGAUAAAACAAACAGUAGGAUAAUGAAGAGCAUCGAUAAAAUUGAAAACCAAACUGAGAACAUUCAGCUCGAAAUUAACAGACAACUUCAAUACAUUGAAACUUUUAGGGCGAACGUCUUAGUGGCUGGCUUUAACAGAUUAACCAAACGCAUACCGGCCGAUAAAUAUGAGGAAUUUAUAAAAAAAAAGUUGAUGUCAUCCACGCUAUAUUUGAACGAUCUUCAAAUCAAAAUAACCGAUGCUAAGACCGAGAAGCAGAUGUUGAACGAAAGAUACAUGACUUUGAAAUAUAUUCGGGGCACGGUAUUCGAAGAGGACAUGCAUAACAUAAGGAUGAUGAACAAAAAACUAAUGAAAGAACAAAUCGAAAUUUCAGCAAAGAAUAAAGAACUUAAACAGCACUUAAGUGUUGUUCGUCAAGAUUAUUUAAAGAAAAAAAAUGAUUUGGAAAAAUUUGAACUUAAUUUAGACUUACCAUCAUUGGACGCAGAAAUCAAACGUUAUAGGAAGAAAUUACUAAAAGUAACACCGAAGUUACUUCCAAUGGUAGAGUGUCGAGAUAAUUAUAUGAAUGAUAAUAAAGAUAAUGACGAAGAAGAUGAUGAUGAUGAUGAUGAUGAUGAUGAUGAUGAUGAUGAUGAUGAUGACGAUGAUGACGAUGACAAUGAUGAUGAUGAUAAUGAUGAUAAAGAUAAAUUGCACCAUAUCGAGAAAAUACCCAGUCAAUCCCUAGAUGAACGAAUUAAUCACUAUCUUGAACUCAAAAGGUCUAUCGAUAAGACAGACAGAGAAAUUAAAUCAGCGAAACUGAAAUUAAAUCGAAAAAAUAAACUGGUACAGAUGUAUGUUAUGAAAUUGAAGAAAGAAAAAAAAGAAGAAAUGUUAUAACCUAAUCCUUUGUCAUUGAUUGAAUCAUUUGAAUGUAUUCUUAUUCAUAAUUUUUAUAAUCGCUAAAUAGAAAAAUAUCACACGUGUGUUGCACUGUUGCCUAUAUGAUACUAGAUUGAACUAG
Messenger RNA from Acyrthosiphon pisum (pea aphid), 1583 nucleotides. RefSeq names its product rRNA-processing protein EFG1-like. NCBI's taxonomy places the organism in Eukaryota, Metazoa, Arthropoda, Insecta, Hemiptera, Aphididae. The coding region runs from base 122 to 1459 and encodes 445 amino acids. The transcript is spliced from 8 exons. The record is from RefSeq and is a predicted model, not a curated record.